CUUCGCCUCCUAGUGAUGUCGCCUGGAACUCGGUCCAAUGCCCGUCAAAUAUCCACGGCAAACGGUUCGAUUACCCUACCCACGUUCCAGAUCAGGCUGCCUAGUGUGUCGGCGGCUGCACAAGAAAUGCGAUGAGCGUCGCCCCGAAUGCACUCGCUGCGUGCUGAAGGGAAAGUUAUGCCAAUGGCCAGGUGCUUCUGGUCAGCGUGAGCCUGACCCUGGCGAUGCACCUCCAACCCCUCCAACCCCGGAUCUUAUUUCUCACCCUAGUUCUCAUAAUCCCCGCAGGGAGAACGCAUCGUCCCCAGUCCCAAUAUUCCGUCACGGUGGGGGACGGUCGGGGCCGCGAGACGAGGUCCCUCGGCUGAUCACACUACCGAGUUGCCCCUCGAUGGGCUCGGUGUCCUCCAUGUUUCUCGCCUACUUUGUCGCCGAAACCAGCCGGUUCAUGACCACCGUUGGCCCGGAGAAGAACCCCUUUCUCACGCAUCUGCUCCCGCUGGCCUUCUCGGACGAGUUGAUCCUCUACUCCCUGCUCGCUCUAGGAGGGGCCCACUUGGAACGUAGACAAAGCUCCCCAGAAAUCAAGACCUGGGUUUGCCGCCAUUAUGGACAGGUCAUCUGUCUGCUGCAGGGUGCCAUUUCGCGCAAAUCGAAUGAGCCGCUCGACUGGCUUCGAGCCCUACUGGCUCAGAUUAUCCUCUAUCUAGUUGGGGUAUUCGGCUCUGCCCAAGACGAAGGCGCAAUGAUGCAUAUCCGAGCCGGUCGGAAAGUCGCCCGUCGGCUACUGAGCGCCUCCUCCAAAACCAGUGACCUGCGAGUCCUAUGUGGCUUCACCUUCGAACUAUACACCUACCUGGCCCUAAUCGCCAGUCCCACCCCCUACAACAAUGGGACAGAGUCCGAGCUGGAUACUCGCAGCUCUCUCCUACUUUCGUGGGACAUCCUCAAGAACUAUGCGACCUUCGGCCUCAUCGUGUCCCCCAUCUACCAGAGCCUGGACAUCAUCCCGCGGGUGAUUUCACUCUGCAUACGCCGCCAGGCGGAGAUCAUGUUCGACGAGCACUCGUCGGAAAGCUGGGCGGAGUUCGUGGAAUUGAUGACACUCAUCGAGACAGUUGGAUCAUCUGGGUCUGGGUCUGCCGAUGACCCACACCCUGCCACCAGCCCCGAAGAACACGAGCAAAGUCUGACUAUUGCAGCGAUUUACCGUCACGCGCUAGCGAUCUUCGCGUACGACGCGAUGUGGUGCGGGACUAUUGUGGGAGACGAGAGCCGAUUGGCGGCGGUUCGCGAGCAUGCUCUGAGUGCGUUGAUGCUUAUGCCAACGUUGAUGGACACGCCUCUCAGGAACGUUCUUCUCUGGCCGACGAUCGUGAUUGGGUCGUGUCUUGUCAAUGAGGCGGAGUGGGAUGUGAUUAGAAAUAUAUCAUCUAUCAGAGAGCCGAUCUCUGUGGUGAUAAAGAUGAAGUCGAUGCUUGAGGAUCUGUGGUCGGCAAAUGACCCUGCUUUAUUUGGGCCGUAUGGGCUACACAAACAUAUGGUGUCACAUCAGACUACUAUAUAUCUUGCGUAAUGCAGAAGCAAGGCAUGGUUCGAAUAGGUUUCCGCAUGUAUGUGUUUCACCGGCAUACCGUGGGAGAUUGGCGUAUAGGAAUAAUGGAUA
Messenger RNA from Aspergillus pseudonomiae, 1666 nucleotides. RefSeq names its product Zn(II)2Cys6 transcription factor. The coding region runs from base 38 to 1576 and encodes 512 amino acids. Lineage: Eukaryota; Fungi; Ascomycota; Eurotiomycetes; Eurotiales; Aspergillaceae. The record is from RefSeq and is a predicted model, not a curated record. The transcript is spliced from 2 exons. Gene Ontology annotation, molecular function: zinc ion binding; DNA-binding transcription factor activity, RNA polymerase II-specific; transcription cis-regulatory region binding. Gene Ontology annotation, biological process: positive regulation of transcription by RNA polymerase II. Gene Ontology annotation, cellular component: nucleus.